UAUUUUAACCAUCAGUUUUUCAACAAAUAUUGUGCCAGGCACAGUAUUUAAGUUCUGGAAGUAGGGCAGUGAAAACAGUCUGAUAUCAUGAAAAUUAUAGUCGAGUAGUGGGGGGCAAAUAUACAAAUAUGUCAGGUAGUGAUAAAAGUUAGGAAGAAAAAUAAGGCAGGGCAGAGGCAAGGCAGCGGGGGCCGGGUGCUGUUUACAUAGGGUUAGGGAAAAACCACUUUGAGGGAGUGCCAUGUGAGCUGAGUGAGGAAGCUAGCUUUGUGGAUAUGGAUGCCUUUAAAAUUUUCCGUACUUUAUUUUCUUUCCUACACUAAGGAUGCAAUACUUGCAUAAUCAAACAACAACAACAACCACAAGAAAGGAUUUUCUAUUUCAGAAAAAGAUCUGGAGCCUCAUAUCUCCAAGGGGAGUAAGAAGAGGGUGGGAGCAGGUCCAAAUGCAUAGAGCUUCCCCGACGCGGCCGGCCUGCUUUAGAUUCUCCCCAGCCUGGAGAGCCCCGCUGUCCUUCAGUCAAAUCUGCUGGUCGGGGUCAGCGUCCCCGACGGCCGCGUCCUGCCGAGAGACCCUAGCCGACCCUCGGGAACAGAGGAUCGGCGCAGGAGGCUCCCCGCCCCUCACUGGACUGCAUUUCCCAGCAAGCUCCGCGCCCUGCUAGAAGCGGCUAAAGACUAUUUGGGUGGGUGCGGGACCCUAAAAGCUAUAAACGAGUCUCCUAAGGCUGAGUUCCGGCUCCUGGACCACGGCCCCCUCAGCUCUCGACCCACUGUGUAGCGGAAAGAGCAGGGGACGGAAGGAAGAGUCCACGCCCGAGCAUCCCUUGCGGAGGAGCAGGCGAUUCACUCGUAGCUGGGCCCAGCGACGUCUCUGCCCAGCAGGCCAGCCUUGGCUUUUCCUUUUCACCCUUCACGGGCCAGGGGAACACAGGAAACUGAAAGACAAGGGGAGAGGGAGAAAGCGCGAAUCUAGGGGCAGACCUCAGCCUGGGGGCAUGGGUGUUGACCACAUGACGUUACUGCCUUCUGAUUGGCCAUCCCUGGAAAUUCUCACCGUUCAUUGGUCACCCGUCAGGGAGAAGGCCGGUAUAGUAGGCGAACGCCCUCCUGAGGAGAGUAGUUGGGCGGGCUUGUCUCGGCGUGAGGGCUGUGUCGUUUCCCGGCGAGCCCCGCGCGAAUUUCCGGCGCUGAAACCUGGAGGCGGAAACUGGGAACGCCUGGGCGGCUGUGGGCGGUGUGAGUCCCGGGGGGCGGGACAGGCGACGCGGCCCGCCUGGCUCCGAGGUCGAGCGCAGGGCUCCGGGCGACCGGGGCCGGCGCCCGGAGGCAGAGGCCGAAGGGGGUGCGCACCUCAGGGAGGUGCAGGGGAGAAGCCUGGGGCGCCGCACCCGCUGCCCGCCCCUCCGCCUCUCAUCUCUGCUCAGGCAAGGCUGCUGGGACCGAGCACGGGGCUCUGGCCGGGUCCGCGUUCCCGACUGCCGAGUCCUACUGAGCGACCCUGGUGAGUCCCUGGCUCUGUCCGAGCGGAGCCUUCUCCUCGGUCACUGGAGGAUGAGCAUGGAGAGCGUACCUUUCAGAAUAAAGUAAAUAAAGUGCUUAGUGUGUAGUAGAAAAGAAUUGGAAACAACCUGAAUGCCUCACUCGGGUGGGUAUUCAUUAAGAAACGAGUACAUCCAUACCGCGGAAUCUCCCAGAGCGCCUGAAGCAGCACUGUUGGGUAGAAAAGCAAAUGACAAAAUAGUAUUGCGGAGUGCCUGUCCAGAUGCCAACCCAGCUGCCACUGGGGAUCCCUCUGGGAGAUUGAAGGCCCAGGUUGAGGCUGACCAGCCCUGAGCCUUAGGCCAGGGGAAUGGCAGCCCCCCCAGAGCCUCAGGACCAGGCCCCUGGGGAGGGAGAAGGGCUUCUGAUCGUGAAGGUAGAAGAUUCCUCCUGGGAGCAGGACGCUGCCCAGCAAGAGGACAGCAGGGAUUCAGAGGCGUGCCGCCAGCGCUUUCGGCAGUUCUGCUACGGGGAUGCGGGCGGGCCCCACGAGGCCUUCAGCCAGCUCUGGGAGCUCUGCUGCCGCUGGCUGCGGCCCGAGCUGCGCACCAAGGAGCAGAUCCUGGAGCUGCUGGUGCUGGAGCAGUUCCUGAGUGUGCUGCCCGUGGGCAUCCAGGGCUGGGUAUGCGAACGAUGCCCAGGGAGUGGCGAGGAAGCUGUUGCCUUGGUGGAGGACCUGCAAAAGCAGCCAGUGAAAGCUUGGCCACAGGAUGUGCCCUCAGAGGGGGCGGAACCUGAGGCUGCAGUCCAGGGAUCACAGGCCCAGGGGCCUCCCCGGAAGGCACGGACACAAAGCCGGCCACCUGUACCCUGGGAGCAGCACGGCCAUGGUGCCCAGCUUCCAGCUCUUCUUAAAGAGGGGAGCACCAGAGAGAUGACAGAUACCUGCUUUGCCUCUGGGGGACCUGUGACAUUUGGAGACAUUCCCUUCUAUUUCUCCCGGGAAGAAUGGGGGUCCCUGGACCCUGCUCAGAGAGAUCUCUUCUGGGACAUAAAAAGGGAGAACUCCCAGAACAUUGCCCUGGGUUUGGGACUCACAAGCCACAGCGAGAGAUCCCGGCUGGAGGAGGUGGUGACGGCGCUCCCGGGCCAGGCUGCUGGCGACGUGACCGUGUCCUGGAGGCUGGAGGAGGCCGAGGUCCGGCCGGGGGCACCCCGGGGGCGGGCAGCGGGGGCGCGGCGGGGGCGGCCGCCCACGCGCCGGCGGCAGUUCCGAGACCUGGCGGCCGAGAAGCCGCACAGCUGCGGCCAGUGCGGCAAGCGCUUCCGCUGGGGCUCCGACCUGGCUCGCCACCAGCGCACGCACACGGGCGAGAAGCCGCACAAGUGCCAGGAGUGCGACAAGAGCUUCCGCAGCUCCUCGGACCUGGUGCGCCACCAGGGCGUGCACACGGGCCAGAAGCCCUUCUCCUGCUCCGAGUGCGGCAAGAGCUUCAGCCGCAGUGCCUACCUGGCCGACCACCAGCGCAUCCACACGGGCGAGAAGCCUUUCGGCUGCAGUGACUGCGGCAAGAGCUUCUCACUGCGCUCCUACCUGCUGGACCACCGGCGCGUGCACACAGGCGAGCGGCCCUUCGGCUGUGGCGAGUGCGACAAGAGCUUCAAGCAGCGCGCCCACCUCAUCGCCCACCAGAGCCUGCACGCCAAGAUGGCCCAGCCUGUGGGGUGAGGGCCGGAAGGGCGGCCCAGGCGGGGUCCCCACCCGGCCCAGUCCACCAUCUCCGCUGCCGGCAGGACUGCAGGGUCCCCCACGCGCAGAACCCAUCAGCCCUGCCCGCCUGGGGACCUUGCCAACGCCCCCCAGGCAUGGAAUCCCCUGUAACCUCGUGGCCAUGCCCCUAACUGCUCUGGGGUUUUUCUUGCUCCCUGGUUUCCUGGAGCCCCGGCACAUUCCAGGCUGGUGGCGUGAGCACAGGGGAGAAGCUGGGGCACAGGGAUGUUUGAGGACUUGGGCAGGCCUGGGGUCUCCAUCCCAGAACCCCUUCAGCCUUCCUUGGCCCCGUCGCUCUCUGUUCCCGGCCUUCUUGGCUGGUCCAUGAGCUGGGCCUUCUGUCCUGCCAUCCUGUGCCUUCCCACAGGGGGGAAGGCUAAGCCUUAGGGUGCUACUGGACUCUGGGAGGGUCAGUCAGCCCACACCCAUGAGGACCUGGGUCCUGGGUGCGGCCACAGGGGCUUUCUGGCCUCCACCCCUUCCCAUAUCCAGACAUUGACCGCUCUGCCCUGUCCCAGCAGCAUGCAAGCUGCCUGCCUCUGCCCUCAGUCAGCUCGCCCCCAGCUGAGUUCCCAAGAGUCACCCUCUACCAGUCUGGGGAGGGUGGUAUCAGCUCCGGGGACAGAGGCCAACUGUGCAGACCAAGAACAGGGCCAGCGGAGGCCCGCUGCCCCCGCUGCUCCCCAGUCUCCUGGAGUCUCGGGGUUUAUGGUACUUAACACUAGCACUCCAUCAGCACCUUGUCACUAACUCCUGAGGCGCUGUAUUCCCUGCAGAAGGGCAUUCACAGGGACAGACCACAGGCCCUCCCAAGCAGCUGGCCCAGCUGGCCUCAAAGGGCAGCAGAAAGGUUGAAUAAACAUGAAAACUUCC
Molecule: messenger RNA, 4125 nt
Organism: Mesoplodon densirostris (Blainville's beaked whale)
Lineage: Eukaryota; Metazoa; Chordata; Mammalia; Artiodactyla; Ziphiidae
Gene: ZNF213
Product: zinc finger protein 213
Exons: 6
Coding region: 1852-3210 (452 amino acids)
Biological process (GO): regulation of transcription by RNA polymerase II
Molecular function (GO): DNA-binding transcription factor activity, RNA polymerase II-specific; RNA polymerase II cis-regulatory region sequence-specific DNA binding
Source: RefSeq, a predicted model, not a curated record